AUGAUGGGAGGAGUGACCAUAGCACAUCAACAACAACAAGAGCAGCAACAACAACAACCACCACAACAACAACAACAACAACAGGAUCAGCAACCACUGAACGCCACGACCCGGGACCAUUUUGGUAUGGUAGCACUGGAUCAACAAGAGGACAGCACGAUUCCUACAGUGACAGAAGAACAACUAAAUCAACUGUUUGCCCAUACGAACGAUUGGACCCACCCCAAACUUCCUAUGGUAGAGGAUUUGACAGGCGAAGUGCAAGACAUGAUGAUGAGGGAAUCAUUGAAUUCUUGGUUACAAGCUUGGGGAACGGAUCAAACGCAUUGUUUGACCGAUAUGGAUACAGCAGCGCAAAUGCUGGCUCAAUCCAUUCAACUCACGACGGAUCUUUUUGGUGCAGACCAUGGCGGUGGUGUGGUGGAACAAAAUCCAUUGACGAUGAAUGAUUUCACGCAAGCCGCGGCUUUCUAUGAUGAAAUGACGUUUGUGUCGAGUAGCCCUCUGGACUCGAGCACGUCUACGUCUGCUACUUCUUCACCUGCUACGUCUGCGCAGGUCAGUCCUAUUGUUCAACGUGCGACCGUGGAUCCGAUCCACAAGGAUUUCAUGGAUGCAGCGGCUGCUGCUGCUACUGCUACUGCUACUGCUGCUGCGGUGGAUGGCGUUGAUGCCACGUCGGCUGCUUCUACAGCCGUGGCUAUGGAAAAAGUCAACCCAUCUUUCCACAAGACCAAUGAAGAAGAGGAAAUUGAUAUUGAAGAAGUGAAUGUGGAGGUGGAAAAGGAGAGGAGGAUGACGGAAGAGGAAGAGGAGGAGGCAGUGCCAGUACGGUGGGGAUCGUCCUCUGUAUCUACUGAGACAGAGACGGCAGAAGAAAAGGAAAAGAAAGCAAGCGUGCUCGAAGCAAGUGAAGCGGAUGCCUUUGAACGUGGUUUAAAACGUAAAAGAUGUUUGAAUAGCAGUGUCUCGGAGGAGGAGGAGGAGGAGGAGGAUGCCUCCAGCAGCAGUAGUGACGAGGAGAGCUCUUCUUCGUCUUCUGCUUCUUCGGAUGAAGAAGAGGAGGAGGAUGAUGUCUCGGAUGAUUCUGAAGACGAACGCACGGUGAUUCCUACGACGGUGGCGAAUAUGAGUAGUCGUGGUCGCUAUGCCUCCUCUUCGGAUUCUGAUUCUGAAUCGGAUGCGGAAGGCAGGCAUGGGAUGCCUGCCAGACGUCAUGCUGCUGGUGCUGGUGCUGGUGCUGGUGCUGGUGCUGGUCGUGGUCGUGGUCGUCGUUCUCGCGUCCGUUCGUCUCCCUCUUCGGCGGUGCCAAGCCCCUAUAUUUAUAUGCACAAACGUCAAAUGGAAGAAACACUCUUGGACCGUAUUACGAAUCAAUUGGAUCCCGAAAGGCUACCUAGCAUUCUACCGAUUCUGUCACCGGAAAAGGCCAAAGGUGCUUCGCAGGAAGAAGAAGUCGAGAUUGAUCUGUCGAGCGUGGCACGAGAACAGUUGGUGCAAGUGUUGUUUUAUGUGGAUGCUUGUAUUUUGGAACAGAAUGGAGGCCCCACUGUCCAUGUUGAGGAUUAUAUUCGAAAGCAGCAGCAGCAGCAGAAGGCAUCCGUCGAGGAAGAAGAAGAAGAAGAAGAAGCGGGUGGUCAUGCCAAGAAAAGACGUGGCAUGGCGGCCCAUGGACAGAGACAGAGAAAAAGACGUAGUACAGCGGGAAUGCCGAAAACAAGGACGCGUGAAGAAUUAACAGAAGAUAUUGAUGCGGGUGCAUCCUCUGACGACGACGCCUCUUUUGCUGUGGAUGCAUUUGAUUUCCCUGCUUACAGCCACCGAAAGAAAAAAGUAGAAGGGCCGAUCUCGAUGGCUUCCUUGACGAAAAGAGAAAAUACAGUCUCCUCGAUGGCUUCUACGAAGCGUCAUGGUAGCAGAAAGAAAGGCACAAGUCCUAGUGGCAGCAAAAGAAAUAGACGCAAGAAGCAUCGUCAGGCAGACGAUGAGGCGGUGACAUCCUCUGUCACCGUCUCUCAAGACCCUAAUAGUAUAGCCAUUGCUCGACCCAAACGACGGGCGGCUGUUCACAAACGAAGAUUACUAGAAGAAAUGCUUGCUCCUUCGGACGAGGAAGAAGAAGAAGAAGAAGAGGAGGAGGAGGAUGAAGAGGAAGAGGAGAGGUCAACGACAGGUGGCGGUUCAAGCAAUCUGAUUGUCUUUGGUAAUGAAAAGAUGGAUUACCGAGUGGUAGACAACAAGACCAUUAUCCACAACCCUGCACCGGUGAUAUCCGAUGCCAUGACAAACCAAGUGAUAGCUAUUGCUUCCGUGACCGAACAACCACAGCAGCCGCAGCAAGUUGCCGUGGAUGAUACCGAUGAGGAAAUUGAUAUCUUGUUUUAG
Messenger RNA from Mycotypha africana, 2385 nucleotides. RefSeq lists its product as uncharacterized. The coding region runs from base 1 to 2385 and encodes 794 amino acids. The transcript is spliced from 3 exons. NCBI's taxonomy places the organism in Eukaryota, Fungi, Mucoromycota, Mucoromycetes, Mucorales, Mycotyphaceae. The record is from RefSeq and is a predicted model, not a curated record.